GAAGGGGAACGCAGGCAGCCUUGUGCAUCAUCGAGGGGCGGCCGAGGUUGCUUUCUGCGCCUUCGACGCCUCAAAUCGAUGAGUUGACAACUGAGUUGACUGAGAAGCAUCCUGGCGUCUGUCCUUCCUGAGGUACGCCAGGGAGAGAGGGAGAGGGCCAAUUGGCCAUCGGUGCCGCCCUCAUGUGCUGUGUGUGUUUGUAUGUCAGGAAGGGAUCAACGUGAGCACUGGUCAAGUAGCGGCCUCAGAGAAGGCCUUGGAGAGUUCUCAUCGCAACGGAGGGCAGAGAGAUCAGCCCUAGGAUCAGCCGCUGAGUCAGAUCUACAGCCAUGGAGGACGGUAGACAGGUGAGGCGCAUCACAGCACCGCUUGCAAUCGAUGGCGCCUGUCAUCUGAGGGGAUGUCUGUGUGCGUUGGGUGUGUGGGUGCAGGUUAAGAGGUCUCGCUUUAGGACCGACGCACCGGCAGCGUCUUCAUCGGCUGCAGCUGCUGCGUCUGGUGGUGGCGGCGGCGGUGGUGGUGGUGGUGAGAGCGAUGAGGAGCGGCAGCGAGGGGCAGAGAGGGAUAGACGCUUCUGGGGGAAUGCACCUGUGAGCCAACGACACGCACAAGAGGAUACACACCCUGAUGGGUAUUCACAUCUCUUGCCGUCCCGUGUGCCGUGCUGUGUGGCUGUGUGCAGCUCGGUCUCCUUAGCAUCGUCAUGGCCUUCCUUCCAAUCCACCUGCUGAUGCAGCUGCAGCUGCCGCCCCUGACGUGGCAGCUCACCGCCCGCAAACAGCACCACUUCACCAUCAGCGCCGCCGACAAAGACGAGCGGUCGUUUUGGCAGAGGACCACCAUCGACCUCGUCAAGGAAUGGGCCACAUACCUGAGAAAGCUGACGUGUGUCGUUCUUCACUGCCCCAUCGGCUUUCCCCGCUGGUGUUUCGACGUCUUCGUGGCCGUCAUCGAGGGCCACAUUGCCGGCCGACGGGCAGCCAACCUCACCGGAGGGACACUGCACACCAUCGCCAUCAAAGAGCGGGUUCGGCUGACCGGCGCGGCUGGGCAGGCCGUCGCACGAACAUACCCGCCCCUCCCAGCUCGUCUCAACCCGCCCCCAACCCUCGACGCACUCGAGACCAUCGCCGGCCUGUGUGGCGGCCAUUGGCAGUUGGCCUACCGACGCUGGGUGAUGCCCUCACUCGCCACUGUGCAGCAGCACGAGGCAUGGGGUGCCGACAGCCUGGGCCAGUUCAUCAGCUCGUCCCGCUCCCUGCGGAGUGUGGACUCUGCCAGCUUUAGGGGUGAGGGGUGGGCGAGUGUGUUUGAGGGCAUCCCUGCGGCAGGUGUUGGGCAGCAGGGAGGGCCACUCGCCCAGCUGGAGAGCAUCGGCACCAUCGUUCUCGAAGACGAGAAUCAUCGGGCGCGGGCGGGCAUCGAGCGGCUUCAGGUAAACACAACGCACACACAUGACAGGAGGGUGUGUGGGUUAGCUCAUGAUGUCCUUCCUGUAUGUGCGUGUGUUCUUGCCUUCAGGAAGUGCUCGUGUCGCGGGGCUGUCGACAGUCACUCAAGCAGCUGCACGUGGAAUUUGGUCCCUUCUACCGCAUCGACCGCCGCAUGUUGCCCGUGCUGCUGGCCCUGGACCGAUUGGUCGGCACGUGCUGCCGACCAGACGCCCCUCUCACGCUCACCGCCACCAGCAAUUUCGGCUUCGACCUCGCCAUCUUCUACUGCACCGACUUCCCCACCCACCCGUCACCCUCAUUCAAGACCAUGCUCAAGCAGCUGGCGCAGCAGGCCACGUCGGUGAAGUACAUCUUCACUCAGGACGGCCUCGCGGACCCGCACACCACCCCCAUCCAAUCGGCCAUCGAGCUCGCAUCCACACUCUCAUUCGACAAAACCGAGACGGUGGAGGUCAAGGAUUUCGGUGACUUCCACCCCACGGCCAACGCCCCAUCGCCCCACCCCGCCAUCAUCAGCCACUUGCAGCCGUUCCCGAAAGCCUCAGAGCUGAAUUUCGAGACCAGCCUGGGUGGUACUGCUGGCCAGCUGCUGGCCAGCAAGAUGCCCAAGGAGCUGGGGAGGGUAAACAUCUACGAGGUGUCGGGUGCUGAGGAGAAGGUGGGCAUGUUGGCGGCGCUGGGGAGGGAGAGGGAGGUGGGUACGGUGUGGAUGGGGGACAUCGGUGUCGACCAGCUGGAGGGGGCGGCCGACGAGUUGCCGACGAUCGGGAGACUACACUUCGCGCUGACACGUACGCCGAGAGGGCAUUAGUAUCCUUCGCCCUCAUUGCUGCCUUGUCUGUGUCCUUCUUCAGUGCCCGCUGGUGUGCAGGAUGCCGGCAGCUUCGUCCGCACCGGCCUCUCGUCGGUGACCCCGCACAUCAGGGGCCUCCAGCGUGUGAUUCUGACGGUCGACACGACGACAGCUGAGCAGCACGAUUUCAUCGAGGCCUUCGUCCCUGUCGGCACCAACAUCGAGGGCUUCACAAUCAUAUGCAUCAGCCGUGUCUUCUGGGGGGGCACACAGGUGGAAAUUGCUGCACCUUCCGAUGCCUGAAGGUGAGAGAACGGCACUGUGUAUGCGAGGGUUUGUAUGAUCACGCGUGACCGUGCUCCUGUCUGCUCUGUGUGUGUGCGAUGGUGUUGGUGUUUGUCAGGCCGGCUGUUGUGUGUGGUGGAUCAUUCAUAGAAGCGGGGCGGUGGCAAGGCAGUGUGGCCAUGCUUAGCUGACGACAUUCGUGCGCUGCAGAGCAUAGCUGUAUGGGAUGCGUGUGUGUAUGUGUGUGAAUGUUUGUGUCGGUGACUGCCUAGGCAGCUGUACAGAGUUGACGCACGGCGAAGUAAUGCUGACAGUGUGUGUGUGUGUGUUGGUGUUGGUGUCUGGCCGUCUAUUGUGUGAGGACGAUUCUCAGCUGACGCCAUUCAUGUGUUGGAUAGCAUAGCUUGAUGUGUGUCUGUACGAGACUCAUCUGCAGUGUGCAGACGAGGCCCUUGUUGGUUGUAAGCUUGCACAAACGUUAACACACUUGUGCAUGG
This is a messenger RNA of Vitrella brassicaformis, 3029 nucleotides long. The record is from the annotation of a GenBank genome assembly. Lineage: Eukaryota; Vitrellaceae.